Anguilla rostrata (American eel) is the source of this 2587-nucleotide messenger RNA. Its product is annotated as inositol monophosphatase 3-like. Bases 329 to 1504 code for a protein of 391 amino acids. The record is from RefSeq and is a predicted model, not a curated record. The transcript is spliced from 6 exons. NCBI's taxonomy places the organism in Eukaryota, Metazoa, Chordata, Actinopteri, Anguilliformes, Anguillidae. Gene Ontology annotation, molecular function: 3'-nucleotidase activity. Gene Ontology annotation, cellular component: endomembrane system.
UUGCUUGCUUAGAUUACCGUGGUUGUGCAGUCACUAACCCUUGUGUACAGUGGCGGUACGCAACUCGCAAGCGAAAUGCAUGGCUUAUUUUGAUAAGGGUACGAGUUUAUUAGCAUACAUGUGAAUAAAACAUAGCUCGCUAGUAUUUCACUAGUGAGAAGUGGGGUGCUAUAUUAACGUUUCUCGUUUGGUAGCUAUUACUGUCGAAUGCACCCAGAUAGCGGUACCAAACGGACUCUGUGAUGUAACGGAAUCUGUGACAGUUUUAUGUAUGUGGAAACUAUAAGCUAGUGCCAUACCAAAGGAUUCCAUAAAUCGUUUUAAUGCAAUGGCUCCAAUGGGAAUCCGGCUGUCUCCUGUUGGAGUGGCCGUGUUUUGUUUACUGGGGGUCGGUAUAAUCUACCAUCUUUACGCCGGCGUUAUAUCCAGCAGAAUCGCGGCGCUGCGGCGGCGCCGGACGGUGGACCUGCGGGAGCUGCUCGCCCUGUCCGUGGAAGCCGCGGUCCUAGGCGGCCGGGAAGUGAAACGGGCUCGGGAGGAGAACCCUUUGGAGAAGUCCAACGGAAAAACCAAGGGAGGCGCGAGCGAAAAGAUAGCGCUGGGAGACCAGAGCUCUCACAGAAAGAUGUAUCACCUCAUAAAAAACACAUUUCCUUUUUUGCAGGUGAACGCGGAGGAGCGCGCUCCGGCCGGAGGCGAGGAGGCGGGCGUCUGGAAUCACGUGAUUCCGGCAGACCUGCAGCUGGUUGGCGAAGGCAGAGAGGUGUCGGCCGAUGACAUCACCGUGUGGAUCGACCCUCUGGACGCCGCUCAGGAGUACACCAAGAACCUCCAGAAGUACGUCACCACGAUGGUCUGUGUUGCUGUGAGUGGCGUUCCGGUUAUAGGGGUGAUCCACAAACCUUUUACUGAGUACACAGGCAGCAUCACCGCCCAGUGCCACUCCCCCGCCACGCUUCAGGAGUCGCUCUUCAGGAGUCACGCUUCGGGAUCGAGGCUUCGUGCGUGCUGUGAUGGAGGAGCUGAGGAGGGAGAGAGCGGCACUAAGAUGACCGAAAGAAUCGAGAGCGCGUGGGCGCUCGUGGGCUCGGGUUCGAACCUGCAGCCCCGGGCCCCGCGCGGCGGGCGAUCUCUGCGGGUGAUUGUGUCGCGCUCUCACGCGGGGAAGGCCACCCGAUUCAUCCAGACCGCCUUCGGGAAUGAGACCGUGGUGCACACAGCCGGGGGUGCAGGCUACAAGGUUCUGGCUCUGCUGGACCCCCCCGAUGAGCAGUACGAGCAGGCCGACGUGUACCUGCACAUCACCUACAUAAAGAAGAGGGACGUCUGCGCCGGGAACGCCAUUUUGAAAGCGCUGGGCGGUCACAUGACCACGCUGAAGGGGGAGGAGAUUGACUACCGGGCGGCGGAGGCCAAUCACGGCGGAGUGCUGGCGAGCGUGGGGCGGGACCACCGCGCCCUGCUGGCCAAACUGCAGAGCGCCGACAGCCACAGACAGAGCUGAACCUGGGCCUGCGAGAGAGAGACAUUAACACUGCACUGAGAGAGAGAGAGCGAGAGAGAGAGAGAGAGAGAGAGAGACAUUAACACUGCACUGAGAGAGAGAGAGAGAGAGAGAGAGAGAGACAUUAACACUGCACUGAGAGAGAGAGAGAGACAUUAACACUGCACUGAGAGAGAGAGAGAGAGAGAGAGACAUUAACACUACACUGAGAGAGAGAGAGAGAGAGACAUUAACUCUGCACUGAGAGAGAGAGAGAGACAUUAACACUACACUGAGAGAGAGAGAGAGAGAGAAAGAGAGAGACAUUAACACUGCACUGAGAGAGAGAGAGAGAGAGAGAGAGAGAGAGAGAGAGAGAGAGAGAGAGAGAGACACAUUAACACUACACUGAGAGAGAGAGAGAAACAGACAUUCACUCUGCACUGAGAGAGACAGAGAUGUGACUUGCAGUUAUUUGGAAGGAAAUGAACAGCGUUUUUUUUGUUUUGUUUUUUUUAAAGUACAUUGUGUCCAGAAACUAAGACAACUGGGGGUAGGGGAGUACAGAUUCACUGACACGGGUGCCUUUCUCUGCAGCUGGGCGGGGGGUGGGUGGGGGGGGGGGGGCAGGUAAAGUUUUUGGAGGUCUCAUAUUUGCGGAACACUCCUGUUUGGAUGUUUUGCUUGGCUUGACUCAUGUAAAGGAUCUCACAGAUGUCCUGCUGUGGAAGUGCUUUGGCAUAAUAUUGAAAUCUGAAAUAUCAGCGUAACGUAGACGAUUCCGGAUUCCCGCUGCGUGUUUAUCUGCUGAGCGGACGAGGAAAAGCGAAAAGGCCGCUUUAAAGGGACAGACGGGCUGUGAUCAGGACUGGCUGUACACAAGAAGAAACUUUUCGGCUGCUUUUCCUGUCUUAUAUAUAAAAUUCAAUUCCCUGAAAAGGCGAAACGCUGCUUAUUUUUCAGUUUAUCGAUACAUUACAGUUCAGCCUUGUGGGAGUUUUAAACCAACGUAAUUAUAGCAAUUGAGUUAUUCGACAUUGACAGUAUGUACUACUGAACGAGAACUUUCCAUGUGUGUUAAUAAAGACUCGAUGACAGAACAAA